Messenger RNA from Pecten maximus, 3102 nucleotides. Its product is annotated as protein LTV1 homolog. The record is from RefSeq and is a predicted model, not a curated record. Lineage: Eukaryota; Metazoa; Mollusca; Bivalvia; Pectinida; Pectinidae. Gene Ontology annotation, biological process: ribosomal small subunit export from nucleus; ribosomal small subunit biogenesis. The transcript has 11 exons. Gene Ontology annotation, cellular component: nucleus; preribosome, small subunit precursor; cytosol. Bases 96 to 1433 code for a protein of 445 amino acids.
CUAAUCUUGAUGCGUUCCGAUAGUUCAAAGGUACUUCCGGUCAAAAGACAAAUGUUGCAAUAUAUUAGAAUGUAACUUUCAGAGGUCUUUUCAAAAUGCCGGGUAAGAAGAAGCCAUUCAUUGAUAAGAAGAAUGCAGUGACCUUCCACCUUGUGCACAGGAGUCAGAAGGAUCCACUUCAGGCCAGUGAAGAUGCAUCCAAACAUGUCCUCCUACAAGCUGGCAGUAAAAAGGAUUUUGACAAAAAGAAAGAGGAAGAGAGGAAGUAUGGAGUAUUUUAUGACGAUGAAUAUGACUACAUGCAGCAUUUGCGAGAAACUAAUGAAGCAUAUGUGUUGGAGGCUGUUGAUGACAAACGUAUAUCAUCAAAACGAGAGCAACAGGCAGUUAAAAUCCAGCUCCCUUCCACAGCAUUUGCAUCUGAUAUAGAAACUGAAGUAGGCCUUUUGAAUAAGGCAGCUCCAAGCAGAGGGCCAAAGCUUGAUUGGGACCCAGACAUAGUUGCUGCCCUUGAUGAGGACUUCAAGUUUAAUGAUCCUGAUAACCAGUUAGAAGAUAAUUUCAUGGAACUGGCUAAUGCUGAGGGCCAAUUUGGGGAGGAGGAAGGAGAAUUUGACAGUGAUGAAUGUGAUAUGGAUUCGAAUGAUGCAAACAUGUCUGAUGAUGAGAUGCGAGGUUUCCCAGGUGACCAGAUGUUUAUGGAAGAGGAAACUAAGUCACGAUUCACCAGCUACUCGAUGUCUUCGUCAGUCAUUCGCAGAAAUGACGGUCUUACACUGCUAGAUGAUAGAUUUGAAAAGUUUUACGAGCAGUUCGACGACACAGAGAUUGGACCACUAGACCAUGAGGAUAUAGAGGGUGCUGUAGACCAGAAAAGCUACAUGCUCAACACCAUCCUCGAGGAAUUUGAGAAAGAACAAGAUGCAAAGAAGCUGAAGGAUGUUGUGGAUGAGAAUAUGGGGGAGGAGGUGGAUGCAAAGAGCGACGAGUCUGAGGACGAUGGAGAUAUGGUUGAUGUGGAGAUCGAGGAACCCGGCGAAAAGUGGGACUGUGAAUCUAUCCUUAGCACAUACUCGAACAUCUACAACCACCCAAAAUUGAUUGAGGAACCAAGCAAGUCAAAGGAAAGGAAAAUAGAAUUGACAACCCGACUAGGAAUUCCAAACGAGUCACUUAAGAAGCCAGUGUUGUCACGGAAACAGAUAGAGCAGGCAGAGAGGGCUGCCAAACUAGCUGACAGGGCAAGCACAUACCGACCAAAGGAUGAAACGCCACACGAGAAAAAGGAAAGGAAACAGGCUAUAAAGGACGAGAGGAAGGAGAGAAGACAAGAGAAAAAGGCAAACAAGAAAGCAUUCUCAGAAGAAAAGAUCAGAUUGGAAAAAGAGCUGAAAAACUUAAAAAACAAUUUACAAGGUGUAAAAAUUGUCUGAGAAAACAUUUUUUGUGAUUUUUUGAAGACAUGACAUGGCAGCUUCUGAGUAUCUGAUACAUGAGCUGAUGUAGGGUAGGUUGGCUGUAUUGCUUAGCGUGUCUUUUCGAUGCCUUUGACAGUCUGGAAGGUAUUUUCACCAUUGGAAUAUAAAAUCAAUAAGGAAGAUGCAUGCAUUUGGUACCUUGACUUGAAGAAAUGGUGAUUGAAAAAAUGCUUUCCUUUGUUUUAAGUCUGUGUAACAAUGACUUAAAGCUAAAAUCAACUAUAGAUAUGAGUUGUGCCGUCUGUCAUUAUUGCUUUAACAAAGCAAGAUAUAAUUGCAAGCAUUCCUACCUUCAGAAGAGUACACUUCCUGUGUACUGACCACAGGCCAUACUCUGAGUAUGUGGUGCCUUGGUGGUGAUAAGCAACUCGCCUCCUGUGUAACCAUCACACUACUUCUCGUGUAUUGACCACACUACUUCCCGUGUACCGAACACAGGCCAUACUCCGGGUACUUGGUACCUUGGUAGUAUUAAGCACCUCACCUCCUGUGUACUUACCACAUCACUUUCUGUGUAUUGACCACACUACUUCCUGUGUAUUGACCACAGGUCAUACUCCUCCUGGAUGUGGCAGUACCCCACUUCAAUGUACUGAUCAAAUGUGCACAUACCUGGAGAGGCAACACAACACUUCCUGUGCACUAACUACAGGUCAUACUCCUUCUUGAGAUGGCAGUACUCAAUUUCCUGUGUACUGACCACACUGCUUCCAGCAUUCUGACUAGACUAGUUCCCUCCCUUUAUUUCUCUACUCUGUGCCAGGACUGGCCAUGGUCUGCUUUCACCAAGGACUGGUAUUGGGUAACCAUGUUCAUCUUUCCAUUAGUUGAUAUUUUAAUAUCCGUUGACGUACAGCCUCCGAUUGGCUAUAUCAUUUUGAGUCAGAAAUUUUCUAUUGGAGAUAUCAAAACGAAAAUAUCAAGAAUGGAUUAAUAAAGAGACGCUCUUAGAUGGAACAAAAAAAAUGGACAUUGUCCACAAAAUGGCUGCCAAGUGAAGGCUUCCAAUUGGUCAAAAUGUUGGUAAACCACUUCCUGUGUACUAACCAUACCACUUCCUGUGUAAAACCAUACCACUUCCUGUGUACUAACCAUACUACUUCCUGUGUACUAACCAUACUACUUCCUGUGUACUUACCACACCACUUCCUGUGUACUAACCAUACCGCUUCCUGUGUACUUACCACACCACUUCCUGUGUACUAACCAUACCACUUCCUGUGUACUAACCAUACUACUUCCUGUGUACUAACCAUACCACUUCCUGUGUACUAACCAUACCACUUCCUGUGUACUAACCAUACUACUUCCUGUGUACUAACCAUACCACUUCCUGUUUACUAACCAUACUACUUCCUGUUUACUAAUCACACCACCUCCUGUGUACUGACACUAAUGUCACUAAGUACCUUUGUGUACAAAUGGAGGGUGGCCCUUCCUUUUCCUGUGUAGAAUUUACUACCUUAAGAUUGAUAUCUAGCUGAAUGUGUUCAGCAAUGUUGUGUUUUCAUAUUAAACAUGCAGGUAUGAGUGAUACAUGUAUUGUGUGAUGCAAGUGUGAAUUUGAUUAGAUGACAGUGUUCAGAAAAGUUAAUUUAAGUAAUAAAAACCUUUUAAGAAUUAA